This is a messenger RNA of Olea europaea var. sylvestris, 1432 nucleotides long. RefSeq names its product protein MAK16 homolog. The transcript is spliced from 9 exons. Gene Ontology annotation, cellular component: nucleolus; preribosome, large subunit precursor. The record is from RefSeq and is a predicted model, not a curated record. The coding region runs from base 150 to 1034 and encodes 294 amino acids. Gene Ontology annotation, biological process: maturation of LSU-rRNA; maturation of 5.8S rRNA. NCBI's taxonomy places the organism in Eukaryota, Viridiplantae, Streptophyta, Magnoliopsida, Lamiales, Oleaceae.
CGCCCAAACAUGCUUCAUUGAGACCCGCCGACCUCGAACUAACCCAGUUUGUUCUGCCGAAACCCAUUCUCCUAAACCCUAAUUUUCUCAACCCCAAUUCACUGUAAACGUAAAAAUCAGUUUGCAAUAUUCGAUUCUAAUCAGUAGAGAUGCAGCACGAUGAGGUCAUAUGGCAAGUUAUCAGGCACAAUCACUGCAGUUUCAUGGCCAAAAUUGAAACUGGGAUAUUUUGUCGGAACCCGUAUAACGUGACCGGGAUUUGUAAUCGGAGCUCCUGCCCUCUCGCUAAUAGUCGAUACGCCACCAUCCGCGAACAUGAUGGAGUGUUUUAUUUGUAUAUGAAGACGAUCGAAAGGGCGCAUAUGCCAAAUAAAUUGUGGGAAAGAGUUAAAUUGCCCAGAAAUUAUGAGAAGGCCCUUGAAAUUAUUGACAAACACUUGAUGUUCUGGCCGAAACUACUUGUACAUAAAACAAAGCAAAGAUUAACCAAGAUGACACAGAUGCGAAUUCGCAUGAGGAAACUUGCUUUAAAGACAAGGGAGAAAAUUAUGACAACUCCAAGGAAAGAGAAGAAAAGAGAAGCUCGGAGAGAAGAGAAGGCUGAGAAGGCAGCAGUUUUGGAGAGAAGUAUUGAAACAGAGCUACUUGAACGCCUCAAGAAAGGAGUUUAUGGUGACAUUUAUAAUUACCCUGUUGAUAAGUACAAUGAAAUUCUUGAUAAGGAGGUUAUGAAGGAUGCUGUUAGCGAAGACGAAGAGGAACCUGAGAUAGAAUAUGUUGAAGGCUAUGAAGAGCUUGAAGAGGAGGAUAUGGAAGAUUUUGGUGAUCUUGCAAUCCCCAACAUGGACGGUGAUAAUGUUGGGGACGACCUCAAUGAUGAGGAGACUGUAGCUGUUGAAAGCAAGAGAGGGAGGAAGGAUUCUGCGAGAAAGCUGGAUAAAGAUGAACAUGGAGCCAAAUCAAAGAAGAAAGUGAAAGUACUUGUUGAGGUCGAGCAUGAAGAUGCAAAUGAACGACAAACAGCUGUACUAUGAAGCCCUUUUCAUUGUUCUAUAUAAAGUACUGAGAUAUGAGUAGGAUGAGACAAUCAGAUCGGCAUUUUAAUGUGUCAACAGACGGCUGCACUCCCUGUGGUUCUCAAAGAGGGGGAGAUUUUUCUCGAGGAAUACCAUGUUGUUUGGUUUACUAAUUUCUUUGUCAAACGUAAAACAGAGCAGAGCUCUCUCUCUCUCUCUCUCUCGCAGAUGUAUGGCAGAAUUUUCAUAUCCUGUUGGGAGAAUCCUUCUUUUCUUGUAUAAGUAGGAUUUUGUUUCUCCUAAAGCAAGUUAUUUAGUACUACUACCUAAAUACACAACUUUGAACUUUAGGGAUUAUUUAUCAAGAAAUUUUAUUUAACUAGUUAAUAAAGAGUAAUGCUAAUCAUCAACACAGU